CUUCAGUACGAGAGGAGUGUAUAUGCGCGCGGAGGUUGUAGUGCACAGAUCGGAGCGCGCACGGACCAAAGAAAUGCUAUUAUCACUGUUUGUAUCAGUGUGAAUCAGAGUGCGUGGUAAGUGAGCAAGAUCACUUCUUCACGUUGUCUUCGUUUGUGCGUAAAGGACUCGCGAUCGUUUGGGUUUAAGGCAACGUUUUGAUCCGGUGACGGAACGAUGUGGAGACGAAGCGCAAGUUCUUUAUAGAGACUAUAACAGCUCUCUGUUUUUGGACUACAAACGGAGCUGAUGUAUUGUCAGCAGAAGAGGAUAUAAUGUCGUUUGGUUCUUUAUUGAAGUCAUUGGAUAUCUCUAAAUGAGAACUGAAUGACGCCCGCCCCGACAGGUCUCUGAUCCGCCCCGAACCAGAUGAGCGAAUUGCCUUUUGGAUUUGCAGUCACUUCACGGAACCAGUAUCCUUACGUUGACAACGGUAGUUCACCCACCUGUUUAAAAUCCCGGACCGACUCGAUCGCCUCGCUGCCCUACGGUGAUCCCGCGCGUCAGGAAAAGAGGCUGCCUAUACGGAUUCUCAAAAUGUUGACCGCUCACACGAGUCACAUACUUCACCCGGAGUAUCUCCAGCCGCUGAGCUCCGCACCAGUGAGCAUCGAGCUGGAUGCUAAAAAGAGUCCCCUGGCAUUGCUGGCUCAGACCUGCUCUCAGAUCGGUAAACCAGACCCACCUCCCUCUAAACUGGGAUCCCUCUCCUCCAGCAGUCAUGGAGACAAGGACAGUCGUUCCACUAGCUCCAGCCUGAAGCCUGUGGAGCAUCAGAACCUAGAUGACAAGUCCAGCUUUAAGCCUUAUUCUAAAACUGGAUCAGAAUGCCGGAAGGAUGGCAACAGCUCAGCUGAUAAGACAGGGUUCAGAGUGCCAAAUAGCGGAUCUGCAGCUGUGACAUGCUCCUCUUUACCUGCGCGUGUCUCCUCUCCACGGGCCAGCUCUCCUUCUCAGCAGACAUUAGGACAGUCACACACGCAUCGCCAGACUCAGUCCCCCCUCUCACAGAAAACGACACAUCUACAAACAACCCACGUGGACUCCAAAGCUGCGGGUUCAGACCAAGGGAGUGACGGCGGUGCAGGCGAUCGCAAUGCGAAAAAAGAUUCAGACCACAAUAAAUCAAGCCUGGACAUUGCACAGAUAGCCAACUCCAGUCACGCACGGGCUAGUGCGAACUCCAGCAGUGCCAGUUCCUCUAGCAGUCCUCAACCUGACAAUAAGGCUGACACCCAACCCCCUCAGCCUAGCCUGGGCACGGGCCAUAUUGCCCCCGUGUCUCCCUUCAAACCGGGUCAUUCUGUUUUUCCCCUCCCGUCCUCCACCAUGGGCUACCAUGGCUCCAUUGUAGGGGCCUAUGCAGGCUAUCCUUCUCAGUAUGUGCCUGGGUUGGACCCUUCUAAAUCUAGUUUAGUUGGUGGCGGGAUGGGUGUGCCAGGGAAGCACCCCAGUUCCAGCCCUCUUACAGGGGCUUCGCCUCCCUCAUUUAUGCAGGGUUUGUGCAGGGACCCGUACUGCCUCACCUACCCCAAUGCACCCCAUCUUGGGGGCAGCAAUUGCUCUUCUUGUGUUCACGAUCCAUCAUCUGCCCUCAAGUCUGGCUUCCCUCUAAUGUAUCCUGCCCAUCACCUUCACUCCCUACACCCCAGCUCUCUGUCCUCUAGCACCACCUCAUCUCUUUCCCAUCCUCUCUAUACUUACGGUUUCAUGCUGCAAAAUGAACCUCACUUUCAUGCCUGUAACUGGGUCUCAGUGGGUGGCCCUUGUGACAAACGCUUUGCCACCUCAGAGGAACUUUUGGCCCAUUUGCGUACACACACAGCCCUGUCAGGUGUGGAUGGGAAGCUGCUCUCUGGUUAUCCUUCAUCUGUCUCAUCUGCUGCUUCCUGCCACCUCCACCUGCCGCCUCCUAGCAGCCCAGGAGCUCUUCCCAGUUCCCUCUCUCUGCGUGGAUCACCAGGGCUAGGUUUGGCACGGUACCACCCCUAUGGAAAGGCCCAUUUGCCAGGAGGUCCAUCCCUGCCUAUGCACUCUCUUCAGGCCACAGCGCCAUACUAUUCUCCCUAUGCUCUAUAUAGUCAAAGACUGGGCUCAGCUUCUGCUCUUGGUUACCAGUGAUUAAAAGAUUAUGGACAGUGUAAAGAUAUUGGCAUGAGCCCAAGGGGAGCUGGAAAGCACACAGAAUCCCAGAUUCCCCUAAAAACAAGCAAAACACAGGAUUGCUAUGAGGAAUGAAAUCUCAUCUGCUUUGGAUGACACUUUAAUAAAUGGUCACCCCAUUUCCAUUAGGAUACUAGGGAACCUUUAAGACCUUUAUGUGGAGUGCUAAUGAGAAAAUGCAGAUUCAUGAGAAUGCAGGAACUCAUUUUAUCUGAUCAAUUUUUUUCGAUUUACCAAAAGUCUGUAUUUAUUUUUCACUCGAGCGCUUGACUUUUUGUUUUUAAGGGAUAUUUACCGCCAAAAUGAAUAAUUAUCAUUUUCACAGGGAAGCAGUAUUUUCUCACUAUGAAUAUGGCUCCCAUCAUACACUUUGAAAUAUUACAACGUUUGCAAAGAUGGACUAUGACAUAUUGUCUCUCAGACAUAAAAUCUUUCUUUUAAUGUCGCUUUCUUUUGUGCGAUACAUCUGUGCAACUUGUUCUCUAUUGGAGAACGGACGAGCAUGACUUGGUCAACAGCAAAUUUGUUCCUUUAUGAUUUGGCGUUUAUUUUGUACUUGUACAGUUCAAAGAAUAAAAUGAAAAGAUGUGAUAUAUUUUCUAUUGUAGCUGAAUCUGCAAGUUGGGAAUUGGAUGUGGAGAGAGGAAAAGAAUUCAGAUAAAAGUAAUAUGUUGUGAUGGCAGUGCUAUCCAUUUAACAAAGUCUUAUUUUGUGUAAUAAAUGAAACUUGAUUACAUUUA
Messenger RNA from Paramisgurnus dabryanus, 2942 nucleotides. It is a transcript of the gene znf703, whose product is annotated as zinc finger protein 703. Gene Ontology annotation, biological process: negative regulation of DNA-templated transcription. Lineage: Eukaryota; Metazoa; Chordata; Actinopteri; Cypriniformes; Cobitidae. The record is from RefSeq and is a predicted model, not a curated record. Gene Ontology annotation, cellular component: nucleus.